Messenger RNA from Strongylus vulgaris, 366 nucleotides. The record is from the annotation of a GenBank genome assembly. NCBI's taxonomy places the organism in Eukaryota, Metazoa, Nematoda, Chromadorea, Rhabditida, Strongylidae.
AUGGGAAUAACUAAUGAGCUGCUAUUCAAAUGUAGAGGAAAUUGGGGCGAACGCUCGGCGCGGGCCAUUGUUGCAGGCUCUUGGCGCGAAGCACAAGCCGUCAUGGAAAACCCCAUGGAACGAGGAUCUUUACCGACACAUUCACAGAAUGAACUCAUUAUGGACACAGAAUCAGAAUAUCUUCAGGAGCAGCUAACGCUGUUUCUAACUCACGUAAAAAUCGCGACAGGAAACGCAGUUCGAGCCGUGAACGUCGUCAUCGCCACAGCAGUUCCAAGUCGCGAGAUCGUAGACGAAGUCGAAGCAGGGAUAGGGAUCGUGAUCGAAGGAGAAGCAGAUCAAGGGAUCGCAGACGCUCACGGUUAG